This is a messenger RNA of Anthostomella pinea, 2754 nucleotides long. Lineage: Eukaryota; Fungi; Ascomycota; Sordariomycetes; Xylariales; Xylariaceae. The record is from the annotation of a GenBank genome assembly.
AUGAUUGUCUUCCUCGUCUCCCAUGGUGCCCCGGUCUCCGAGCCUUUCAACGAAUAUUGCUGUCCGCUGCUGCAAGGACUUAGGCACAGCGCUGUGAGCCCACUGGAGCCGGCACUGAUGCGAAAGCAGUUCUCGAGCGCCUUGCGGCUGAUGUACCACGGCGCAGAUCGCUUGACGAUCAGCUCACAGUAUAAGGACGCGGUAGAGACAUCGCUUCUGGACGAGACCAGGUGCAAUCUAUACUGGUUAAAGGACUCGAUCGACUGGGCUGCGAUGAGAGGUACCAUCAAGACCGUGCAGCGGAGUCUGAGUUGGAGGACGAUCUUCUCUCAGCCGGUCGACCGCAACUCGACGCCGCUUCUCUACCUACAGCAGCUCUGGGCCAUGCGCUACUUGCUCCUCGGCGAGGGUAUCGAGGACCUCAGAGGGGGGUAUAUUUACAGAUGGGUAGCGAACACAAGGAAGUCGGCAAGGUCGAAGAAGGCGACAAGGAACCAAAAAGAGCCGUCUCGGAUGCUCCCGCGAGAGCCGGUACCAGUUCGAGAGAUGGAGAGCGCGGACAUGGCCACACCAUUCGGCGCCUUGCCGUAUGACCCAACCGUCAACACCACCGACGAGCCAGCUGCAAAACGCCUCAAGACACUGGCUUGUUUACGCUGCCGACGCAGAAAGCAGAAGUGUGACGACAGCCGGCCCUGUGCCAAUUGCACGCGGUCCGGUGAGGACUGCCACGAAGUCGCCCCUAGAUCGUUCAGCCAUGUUAAUGGAAUACCCCCAACGCCACAAGUACCUCUCUCAUGGAUAGGCGACAUUCCCUCUCUGGAGGAGCGAGUUUCUCGUUUGGAACGAUCACUACGCCCCGAUCAGUACAGCCUCGAUAACCAUGAAGUGGGUGAUGGCUUUCACGCGCAAGCUCCUCAAGCGAGGGAGCUUGAAUCGGCACGGAGCCUCGAAGAGCUCAAGUAUGCCGGCGUCUCCAAUGGGGCUUCAGACGCUCGAGCAUUGACACGAAGCUCUCCUGCCAUUGGAUUGCUGGCCACUUUCGCCCGCUCCGAGGAGAUGCAACCACCGACAAAUUUAGGCGCAAGUCCCAUGGGAUCACGAGAUUUAACACAAGCCAAGGCUAUGACCCAGCAAGGAGGCGGCGAUGAGCAAUCAGGUAUUCCAGUCAUUGAUGUUCCCACGGAGCAGAUACUCUUCGAUACAUACUACACCAGAAUUCACUGCCGCUACCCUUUCCUCCGGCUCGACCACUUCCGAGAUCCGGCGGUCAGGCCGAGUGGCAUCUGGGCCGGCUAUUUCACCAACAUGAUAUUUUCCAUCGGACUACUCCUGGGCAAAAGCAGCGAGUUACACAUGUCAACCGACAACCACCAAGCAUUUUACCGUUUAGCUGUGACGAGAUAUCUCUCGCAUGUCUUUGCUCAGCAAGAUCGGCUUCUCCACAUUCAAGCCUACUUGCUUCUGGCCAUGCAUGCGCUGUACUCCCCAUCAACCGAGAGAAUCAUCUCGAUAGCAUCAGCGACAAUGCGCUAUUGCGUCAUGUCACAACUUCACCUUGCCGGCGCAGAGCCCAGCCCAAUGGAUGUUAACACCAAGGUUCAGGUGCAAACCAGGCGAAGAGUUUUCUGGUCUGCGUAUGCCCUGGACCGAGCCGUAGGGACUAUGUUUGAUCUUCCAUUCUCGAUCCCCGACUACCAGAUCACAGUCAAACUCUACGCUAACAUUGACGACGGCGAUCUAGACGACAGAUGCCAAGCAGCCUUUCCCGAGGAUCCGCAAAGUCAACCAAGUCUCACAAGUGUCUCUGCGGCUCUCCACGUUGUAUAUUGCAGGCAGAUACAAUCGGAAAUUCUGAAUACCACUCUCCAUCGCGACUUCGCCAUCCAAUUCGACCGCCUCUCGAAUUGGCGGCUUAGGAUCCUUGAGAAGCUCGAUCGCUGGAGAUCCCUCUGUCACCGGUACUCGGACUCCCACUCGCGGUCUUACACUAGCAGCGAAUGGCUUCAUAUGAUCUACAACUACAGUCUUGCCAUGCUUUACCGGCCCACGAAGUCCAGUGUCAAGGGCCCUGCCGGUGAUUGGACGGUCAAGUGCUGUGUACAGGCCUGCCUCAUUUUCCGGAGGUUUCAGAAGGAAAACACCAUAAGUGAAGCUUGGCUGGCCCUUUUGGCACAGUUCAAAUGUGGUGUCGCCUUGCUGUACUGCUUCUUUGCCACACCGCCUCAACUACGGUCGGUCACCUACCACGGCCCUGAUGUAUCCGAAGCAGUAAGGGCCUGCAGCAUCAUCCUGUCUCUGCUUGCUGAGCGCUGGCCACAGUCAGCACCACUGAGAGACUGUUUCGACAUAUUGGCCAAGGAAAUACCGCUGUCGGAGUUACCUGCCGAGCAGCCAGGAAGAAUCCGACAAGACUCUGCUGAUGCUCUCAUAUCAUUGCUCACGCAACUUGAGACGAUAGUCGUACACCGGGACACGCUGCGAAUGAUAAAAGAGAUGGCGACUGAGCCAUAUCCACGACCAACCGAUGCACGGGACGAACAGGAAGAUCAAACUCACGAUGAGGCGAAUGCGGAUGAUGCGAACCACGGCAUUGAAAACGAUGCUGCCUCUCUGAAGACGACAAUGACAGGGGACAUCUUCCAGCCAAUGACACCACACUUCUUCUUACCCGAACUCGUGGAGCCGGAGGACGGACUUGACUACGCAGCGCUUGGCUUUCCUGGUAUAUUUGAUCCCGGUGUGCCAUUUUGA